Molecule: messenger RNA, 1912 nt
Organism: Sorex fumeus (smoky shrew)
Lineage: Eukaryota; Metazoa; Chordata; Mammalia; Eulipotyphla; Soricidae
Gene: LSMEM1
Product: leucine rich single-pass membrane protein 1
Exons: 4
Coding region: 250-633 (127 amino acids)
Source: RefSeq, a predicted model, not a curated record
AUAGCACAUUUACUAAAAACCUUAGACAUUGCUUUUUUUUUUUUUAAAGUCAGCAUUUGGGAUCUUCCAUUGCUUAGCUGAAUUAAACUAAACAUAGACCAACAGUUACAGGCUCAAGUCGAUAGGCCUUGUGCUAAAGGAAGGCAGAGAAGAGCUACUGACUUGUACAAAGUUUUAUUAUAGUUGCUUCUAAAAAGCUGAUUUUGUUUCCCUUGGCAACCAGGCAAGCGAAGCUCACAUUUUUGAACAAUGAAUCAUUCUUUCCAGGAUGACGUCUCUCAGGGCAUUCGUGAAGAGAGAAAGCUGUAUGUUGUGGAUUCCAUAAACGACUUACACAAACUCACCCUCAGCCCGGCAGGAUCGCAGCAGCUCUUCCCCCUAGAAGAGAAAGUCCCCGUCAGAAGGGACCCGGAACCAAGGAGACCCGUCCUGUUCCUUGUGGGGCUGAUCCUCGUGCUGAUUGUCAGCCUGGCCCUGGUCUCCUUCGUGAUCUAUCUCAUUGUUCAAACUGGAAACCAGAUGGAUGACGUGUCAAGAAGACUCACAGUUGAGAAAAAAGACAUAGAUGAUCUUAAGAAACUCAACAGCCUGAUCAUAACGCUACUCAACCAGCUGGACUCUAAACAAAACUAAAGAAGUGAUCUUCUAAGAACAACAGUUAACUCCCUAAUGAAUUUCUCACGAUUCUGGGUUUUCAGGGGGUGAAGAACAGAGCGAAUGUUUCCAUAGACAACAGAUUCUUGGACUGUGCACUCAGUUCUGGGCUCGGCUGUUUGUUCCAGAGAUGGGUGUGACUCCAAAGCAAGGGGACGAGGACACAGGGGCCAGCAAGAGAUUGAUUUCAUGGUAGGACCGUUCACUUAUUGCAGCUAAGGGCGGAAGGCAUAAAAGACAACCAACAGUAAGCAAGAGAGCUCAGCUGUAUUUGUACACAUUCUUUUUUUUUUUUUAAGAGCUUUGUCACUAGGAUAAAUUCUCUGUGCCAGUGAAGUUGAUGGUGCCUCAAGCAUCUUUACCAACUCCUGAGAAAUUGUCAAGAAUUCAUUGAAUUCUUAAUGUUCAAAGGUGUCAAGUGAUAACACCUUUUAAUUAAAGAGAUUAUGCUCAAUUUAUUUCUCCAGGGACAGGGGUGAUCAGAUUUCAGAGACAGUUACUUCCUGGUAUUAGCUAGUAGUAGUUAUUUGAGUUUGAGGAGGGGAAUACUAACAGUUAUUAUUAUUGGUGUUGGAGAUAAUCCCAGGACCUCAUACAUGCAAAAUAUAUGCUGUGCUACCAAGUUGUCUCUCCAGUUUGAGUUCCAAAUUUAUUCAACUAAUGCUUAUGUAGUGUCUUCUUUGCGUAAACCCCUGAACUCUAGAACUCUAGAGUACAUUCCCGUGGAGAAACAAUGGAGAUAUGCAUUUAUAUGUAAUUGUAUAAGCCUUGCUUACUGUGUUUCUCAUACGUUUUAUUCAUUAUCCUGCUGAUUAAUUUUUAAUCAAUUUGAUAGGUUUGUGGCUUUUUUUAAACAAUACUAGGAAAUUACAUAUCUGGAAACUCCCUUAUUUUUAGCACAAAAAGGUAAGGGCCCUGUUUAAAAGAUACGGUAUGAUAUAAGUGAGCUAAAAAGUGCAAAUGAGGAUUGGAUUGGGGGAGUAACCCAGUGGUAGAGCACUUGGUUUAGAAUGUGUGAAGCUCUGGAUCUGAUUCCAGUACUCCAAAAAAAAAAAAAGUAUCUGAAUCUCAGAAAAUCUCUUAUUAUGAAUAUAUCAUGCAAAUUCACUGAAGAAUGUAUUGGGAGUCUGUCAUUUUGUGUUGAUCUAAAAUAUUUGUGUUAAUCUGAAAAAAUAAAACACAAACACAAGCAUAUUUUCAAACACUCAAGUGAUUAACAAAAUAAAUCCAAGACAUUUAUUUAUUCAUUUUGCAUUAA